AGUGUUUACAGGCAGAAACCUUGGACGCUGGCACUGGAAGGCAGGGGUGUUCUCAGAAAGGGGACAUAGAGAAGGGCAGUGCGGGGGGAGAGAUCCAGAGUUGGGGGUCUAACCCCUUUAGAAAAAUCAAAGCAAACCUGAAUGCAGUGAAGCAAGGGGACAGAGUAGGAGAGAUGGUAGGUGGGUGUCAGUGGCAGAAGAAAGGCUUUAAGAGAACAAGAUCAUCAGAAAAGGAGACAGCAUGAAGUAAAGGAACAAGAAGCAAAGCAGGGAGGAGAGAGAAUCAAGCCAGAAGUUAGACCUGAUAUGUUUGAAGCAUGGAAUGAAUCAGUAAAAGGAGAGAAAGGAGAGCGAAGGUGGCAGGAAAAGAAGGGAGAGAACGUAUCAGUUUAGAUACAGAUAAUGGUGUCAGUGAACUGCUAUUGGAAAGUGUACAGCACGGAAUAACUUAACAGGCAUCUCAGGGAAGCCAGAAACCAUUCUUUGGAGGGGGAUAGGGCCUCAGGGGUGAGGUGAAAUUUCAAUCAUGGCUCCCAGCCUCAUCCCAGGAUCCCUGUAGCUGCCAGCCUUGCUAUGGAGAAGCUGCCGUUAGGGGACAAUGAACCCAUUGUCCGUUGUGGGGGGCAUUCCCGCAAGGACUGCUGUGAGCGGGUGGUGAUCAAUAUUUCAGGCCUACGCUUUGAGACUCAAGUGAAGACCUUGCGCCAAUUCCCUGACACCUUACUGGGGGACCCGCGACGCCGUAUUCAGUACUAUGACCCGUUGCGCAAUGAAUACUUCUUUGACCGCAAUCGGCCCUGCUUUGACUCCAUCCUGUAUUAUUACCAAUCUGGAGGGCGGCUUCGACGACCAGCCAAUGUCCCCCUUGAUGUGUUUAUGGAUGAACUGAAGUUCUACCAACUGGGGGAGGAGGCCCUCACCAAAUUCCGUGAUGAUGAAGGCUUCAUGAAGGAAGAAGAGCAACCCAUGCCUGAGAGGGAGUUCCUCAAGCAGGUGUGGCUGCUCUUUGAGCAUCCGGAGAGUUCACAGCGUGCCCGAAUCAUUGCAAUCAUUUCAGUUAUGGUCAUCCUCAUCUCCAUUGUAAUCUUCUGUCUGGAGACCCUGCCUGACUUUCGGGAUGAAAGGGACAUCUCAUUGCCGAUGGUUCAUCAUCGCUCAAACACCAGCAUAUCUCAUGUUGCACCAUCAAAGAACCAUUUUGAUGAUCCCUUCUUUGUUGUCGAGACUAUUUGUAUCUGCUGGUUCUCUUUUGAGCUGUUAGUGCGGCUCAUGGCCUGUCCAAGCAAGCCGGCCUUCUUCAAGAACAUUAUGAACAUGAUUGAUUUUGUGGCUAUCAUCCCUUACUUUGUAGCCCUGGGCACCGAAUUUGCUCGCCAACGCGGUGUUGGCCAGCCUGCGAUGUCCUUGGCAAUCCUCAGGGUCAUCCGGCUGGUGAGAGUCUUCCGAAUCUUCAAGCUCUCCAGGCACUCCAAAGGCUUGCAGAUCCUAGGACAAACACUCAAAGCUAGCAUGAGGGAGCUUGGCUUACUCAUCUUCUUCCUCUUCAUCGGAGUCAUCCUCUUCUCAAGUGCUGUCUACUUUGCUGAAGCUGACCAUGAUGACACAAACUUCACCAGCAUCCCUGCAGCCUUCUGGUGGGCAGUGGUCAGCAUGACAACCGUGGGGUAUGGUGACAUGUACCCUGAGACUGUUGGUGGCAAAAUUGUGGGUUCCCUGUGUGCCAUUGCUGGAGUACUCACCAUCUCCCUGCCAGUGCCUGUCAUUGUCUCCAACUUCAGUUACUUCUAUCACCGUGAGACUGAGUGUGAGGACCAAGGCAAUUAUACCCACAUCACUACUUGUCCAUAUAGCCCACCGCCAUCCCCUGCCCCUGCCGCCAUCCGGGAGAGGGCUCACCUCAGGGAGAAACACCACCAUGAGGACUCCACACUAACUGUGCCCAAUUCAGAACUGCUAGAUGGCAUGGUGCCCAUGGGCAACUCAGAAGCGCCCAACAAACGUCUUGUGACCCAAGUGUGACCACCCUGCCCAUUCAAACAUCUGAUCCCCAGCAUCCUAGCCUGACCGUCUUUGCAUCUCAGUGUCUUAACCAGAAGGUUCUGCCUAACUACACAAUAGAUUAGCCACAAAACUGGUCUCCUGUUGGGGUCUAAAAUCCCAAAGACGGUAAUGAGUCUGAAGCAAACAUUUCACAGCAGUUUGGGAGAGGGAGUUGGAGAGACAGCUGUGUCUAAAUUUGGGAUGGGACAAGUCACAGUGGGUUUCCACUGGAGCAGACAAGACAGAAAAAACUGAAUCACAUGGACUAUGUUGCAAGGAGAUGGUUCCUCAGAAACACACGCCCUGUUGCUCUGCUCCUUCCUUAGUUGGCUUAGGGCACAGUCAGUUCAGAAAGGGUGCCUCCUCUCUGCUCCUUUUACUCCCCCUCUGCCUGGUCACCCUCCACCCUCCCAUGUGUCAAAGAGGCCUUGGCAUGAAGAUGCCUCCAUGAAAUCACAGCAAUGUGUACUUGGGUUACAUCUGCUGGAGUGCGGAAUGGAACAUACCCAGAGCAACCAGGCCUCAAAUAGCAAGAGUGGGGAUAAAUAAGGGAAUGCAGUAAGCCAACCACAUCUGAAUCAGGGGAUCACAGGGUACAUUGUCAUCACACAGAGGGGGAACUGUUAAUGUAUCUGCAGAAUGAGGUUGGCGGCUGCAGGGAGCAUCAGUCUCCUUCUGUCCCAUUAAGCUGGACCUCUUCGCUUAGAUCCCAUAAACAGGUAGAUAGCCCUCAUGUUGCCAGAAACUCACACUGGAAGAGAUGGGGUGGGGAUGUGUUCAUUUCUUACACCAAAGGGAAACUGUGAUGCAUAUAUAACUUUUGGGGUGUUGUUUACAAGACUGCUUUCUUUUCUACCCAGACAGCUCAGUGCAAAACUAUCCCUCAGUCCCUCACAAAGCAAGCAAGAAUGGCCAGGAAUGACACAUCCUUUUCCUUUUUGCUUCCCCCCGAAGUGAGCAAUUCAGUGCAGCUCAACCAAAUCUUAUGUCUCACUUCCAGGGCUGGUCUUACCUUUCAGCAGGGUGAGGCAGUCUGGUCAACUUUCCAUGAAAGGGCAGCAUGUGAACUGACUUAUUUAGUUUGUGUUUCUAUCAUUAUCAUCCUGGAGGGAGAGAGGAGGGGGAAGAGCACUGUAUGGAUUUCCCACCCAAAAUAUCGUAGGCCAUUAGCAGAAUCUCCUUAUAACUCAGAUCAAGUGACAUGAUUCUCCUUAGCCCAGUACCACUUUCUUUCAUCUCUGUUGCAACAAAAUCACCUUCCAGUUCAACUCAGCUAUUUUCAAAAUCCACAUCCACAUUCUCAAAAAGUGCACGGCUUCCUUCCAGCAUAAUUGAGCCAGACUUAAAAUAGCUCUGAAGGUUUGCUCAGUUCUGUCUGGCGCUACCAAGCAGCAUUCUUCACCUUCUAAUGGGACAGAAUCUCUGUUCUAAAAAGCCAGUCUCUCUUCAAGUCAUCCCUUAUGAUCAAGCUAAGAGGAGAGAGUUAAGCAGUUCUGAAAGUCUUAACCCAACAAAUAUGCUUCAGUUUGAAGAUAAAAUGGGGAAAUGAGCAAAAGAUAGACUUCCACAUGAUCAAUAUUCUCCCAGCCGCAUUAGUCUUAAUAUACAUUUGUGUAUACUUUUCCGUUUCAUUGGUCUUAAGUGCUGGGUAGAACAAGACCCAGAAGGCAGUUUACACACAGUCAACAGCAGCACUUUCUCCCACCUAAUAGAUGAUGUACUGUUGCAUGGAGAAUCAGGAGUCAACGUGCUGUAGUCUAUAAACCAAGAAUCAAUCCAUAGAUACUUGAGCUUAUGUAAGUUGCAAAGUAUAGGGUGUGCAUAAGUGAAUAGGAAUUACAGAAAGGUAUGUGAGUGAGUAGCAAAUGCUGUUUAGUAUUGUGUGUCUGAGUAGGCUGCAGAUAUCUGAACUGAAAUGCAGAGCAGUGCAAUUUCCUGAGAAAGUGGUUAUCAUUUUGCAAGCAGAACUGUCACCUGAUUAAAUAAACCUUAAUUGUUUAAUCAUA
Hemicordylus capensis (graceful crag lizard) is the source of this 4046-nucleotide messenger RNA. It is a transcript of the gene KCNA7, whose product is annotated as potassium voltage-gated channel subfamily A member 7. Gene Ontology annotation, biological process: potassium ion transmembrane transport; protein homooligomerization. Gene Ontology annotation, molecular function: delayed rectifier potassium channel activity; protein binding. Lineage: Eukaryota; Metazoa; Chordata; Lepidosauria; Squamata; Cordylidae. The record is from RefSeq and is a predicted model, not a curated record. Gene Ontology annotation, cellular component: membrane; voltage-gated potassium channel complex. Bases 574 to 2019 code for a protein of 481 amino acids. The transcript has 2 exons.